UAUGACGUAAACUGCAAAAUAUAUAAUUUCCAAUCAACAACAGUGACGAUCUGAAUGAAUGGAACUUUGUUCCCUUUGCUUUCGUUUUUUGUUGCAUAACUAUAACUAACCAUUAUUUUUGAGUCGAUCAUUUAUAAUUCCAGAACGCACGAUUUCUAUUUCAUUGUCUCAUGUGUCACUGUCACUAUUUUUCAGUUUGUGUCACUGUCACUAUUUUUCAGUUUGUGUGGAUUCUAUGGGUACAAUGUGCCACUGGUGUGUGUAGGGGAUUUGUGCACGACAGGCUUAAAUCGUCAAGGGAAGACCCCGCGGGUAUGGGAAGAGCACACCUGCAUUCUACAUCUCCAUACAUGCCAACAUCUAGUUCCUGCAGAAACAGGUGUUUUGAACUGGUUGAGAUGGAACCGCCAAACUGUCGUUGUGACAAUCUAUGUAAGACCUACAAUAGCUGUUGCUCUGACUUUGACCGUCUCUGCCUCAGGACAGAUGGUGGCUUUGAGUGCAAUAAAGAUCGCUGUGGGGAGAUUCGGAAUGAAAACCAUUCCUGUCACUGCUCAAAUGACUGUCUAGCCUGGGGAGACUGCUGCACCAACUACAUGACAUGCUGUAAAGGAGAUAGUCCAUGGCUCCAGGAUGAAUGUGACGAUAUGAAGGCCGCUGAAUGCCCUGCAGGAUUUGUGCGCUCACCACUCAUAAUUCUUUCAUUGGAUGGUUUCCGAGCUUCUUACAUGAAGAGGGGGAAUACUGUCAUACCUAACAUUGAAAAGCUGAGAUCAUGUGGAACCCAUGCACCAUUUAUGCGACCUAUGUACCCUACCAAAACCUUCCCCAACCUGUACUCACUGGCUACGGGUCUCUAUCCAGAGUCUCAUGGUAUCAUUGGUAACACCAUGUAUGACCCUGUCUUUGAUGCCAUGUUCACCUUGAGAAGCAGAGAGAAACUUAAUCACCGCUGGUGGGGAGGGCAACCAAUCUGGAUCACAGCACUCAAACAAGGCGUGAAAGCAUCUUCCUUUUUCUGGCCUGUCACUAUCCCACUGGAACAGCGGAUACUGACCAUAUUGCAGUGGCUACACCUUCCUGGGGUAGAGAGACCCUAUGUUUACGCUGUGCACUUUGAGCAGCUCGACAUAUUUGGACAUAAAAUGGGACCCAUGAGCAUUGAAGUGAGUAUCUUGUUGGCAGUUUUAAACUCAAUAAAUGUAUUUGAGGAUCAUAACUCUCUUUGUGUGUUCCAGUUGAAUAAUCCUCUUAGAUUGAUUGAUAGGAUCAUUGGUCAACUCAUGGAUGGACUUAAGCAGAUGAAAUUGCACCGAUGUGUCAACAUCAUCAUAGUUGGGGAUCAUGGUAUGGAAGAGGCUCAUUGUGAUCAAACAGAAUUCCUCAGUAAUUACUUGACAAAUGCUGAUGAUGUCAUUCUUAUUCCUGGAUCCUUUGGCAGAAUACGCCCUAGAUUCCCGACCAACCCAAAAUAUAACCCCAGUGCAAUUCUUGCAAAUCUAACUUGUAAGAAGGCAGACCAGCAUUUCAGGCCUUACUUAAAACAGAAUCUGCCAAAGAGACUGCACUACGCCAAUAACCGACGGAUUGAGGAUCUACAUCUCCUGGUGGAGAGGAAGUGGCUCAUUGCCAGGAAAGUACCUGGUGUUAAGAGACUUUGUGACUUGUUUGGUGACCAUGGAUAUGACAAUAAAAUCAACAGUAUGCAGACAAUUUUCUUGGGAUAUGGGCCAUCUUUUAAAUUCAAGACUAAAGUUCCUGUCUUUGAAAACAUUGAGCUUUAUAAUGUUAUGUGCGAUCUUCUAGGUCUCACACCAGCACCCAAUAAUGGAACACAUGGCAGUCUGAACCACCUACUGAGAAACCCUUUCUACAAACCCACAAUGCCAGAGGAAGUUUCAAGGCCAACCACUUCAACUCAUGUUCAUACUGGAACAGAUGACCUUCGCUGCAACUGCAAUUACAAGUCUCAAAUAAAAAGGCAGGACCAAAGAGGGGUAAAAGUGACCAUGGCACGAGGCUAUAAUUUGGAGUCACUCUGGCUCUGUUUCUUACAGAAUCAAGUAGAUGAACUAAACCAGCGACUGAAGCAAGCUACUGAUGACAAUAGGAAUAUGCCAUACGGUCGACCUGCAGUUCGGUACAAUGUAAGGUAUUCAAUUCUGCACCAAACUGACUAUAUCUGUGGCUACAACGAGGAUCUUGCAAUGCCUCUCUGGACAUCAUACAGCGUUAGCCCACAGGUUGAAGUUUCUGCUUUGCCUGAAGUGCUGACCAACUGUGUUCGGCCAGAUGCCAGAAUUCGAUCAGCCUUCACCCAGUCCUGUACAAACUACAAAGCAGAACAGCAUCUCACAUAUGCCUUCCUAUACCCACCACAAUUAUCUACAGGCAUCAACAAAAAGUAUGAAGCUGUGUUCAUAACCAACACCGUUCCCAUGUAUCCUGCAUUCAAGAGAAUAUGGGCUUAUUUUCAGCGAGUCCUUUUGAAGAAAUAUUCUACUGGAAGAAAUGGGAUGAAUGUUCUCACUGGACCAAUAUUUGACAAUGACUUUGAUGGUGUAAAGGACUCUACUGACAAGAUUAAAGCGUAUGCGCAUGGUACAGUAGCCAUCCCAACUCACUUUUUUGUGGUUCUAACCAGCUGCUUAGACUUCAGACAGACUGCAGAUUCUUGUGGUGGCCCCCUCAGCUCUGCUGCAUUCAUCUUGCCACACCAUCCAAACAAUGAUGAGACAUGCAAUGGUUCAGAUGAGGAUCUUAACUGGGUGGAGGACCUGAUGAAGAUCCACACAGCCCGUGUCAGAGAUGUUGAAAUCCUGACAGGUCUGGACUUCUAUCGGAGAACCACCCGGAGUUAUGCUGAAAUCCUCUCCCUGAAGACUUAUAUGCAAACCUAUGAGACUCCCAAGGAUGCUGAAAGAAAUAAUCUCUCCAUUAUGUCCUGGGACGUCUGCUUCCUGUGGGAUAUGCCAGGAACAUCUUACCAGGGAGGCUUCCAGGAGGAAUCGACAUCAGAUGCCCCAGCCACCUCAUUUGGCUCCUCUCAAUGCAGAAGUGCACCGCCUCCACUCUGAGCCACUCACAGAUAACCAUGCUUCAAACCCAAUCUCUAAGGGAGAGCUCAGACAUCCUGUGGAGGAAACUCACUUUGGCUUCUUGUAUUAGCGUUAGGGUUUCAGUUAAGACCCAUAAUUCCCAAUUUUCUUUUGAUAUUUUUUUGUGACGCCACCAUUUUUGUCGAACAGCAUUUUUCCGUUAUUGUGAUUUCAGUAGUUUCAUCAUGUCACAUUUUUGUUUGUUUUGUUUUGGUGUUUUAUGUGCUACUUGCCCCACAUUUGCCCGUCGCCCUCUGCAUGGAGGUCUACAUAUUGUUUUGUUCAUGUGUUUGAGUGUUUCAAAAGAUGCAUUUGCGAGCCGACAUCAAACAAUAGAAAAUUAUUGUGGAAAAUGAAAUUAGGACGAGAAGACAGAACAUCCAUCCAUCCAUUUUUUGAGCUGCUUAUGCUCACAAGGGUCGUGGGAGUUUUUGGGAUGUGGGAGAAAACCGGAGUGCCCGUGGAAAACCCAUGGAGGCACAGGGAGAACAUACGAACUCCACACAGGCGGGCCGGGGUUUCAACCCCAGUCCUCAGAACUGUGAAGCCAACACUCGAACCAGUUGUGCCACCAUGCCACCAAUUUGUUUUGGUGUUUUAUGUGCUUGUUUGUUUUUUGUUUCGCGUCAUUCCUACGCUGCAAAAUAUGUCUACUUGCCGCACAUUUGCCCGUCGCCCUCUGCAUGGAGGUCUACAUAUCGUUUUGUUCAUGUGUUUGAGUGUUUCAAAAGAUGCAUUUGCGAGCCAACAUCAAAGAAUAGAAAAUUAUUGUGGAAAAUGAAAUUAGGACGAGAAGACAGAACAUCCAUCCAUCCAUUUUUUGAGCUGCUUAUGUUCUCAAGGGUUGUGGGAGUUUUUGGGAUGUGGGAGAAAACUGGAGUGGUUGUAGAAAACCCAUGCAGGCACAGGGAGAACAUGCGAACUCCACACAGGCAGGCCGGGGUUUCAACCCCAGUCCUCAGAACUGUGAAGCCAACACUCGAACCAGUUGUGCCACCAUGCCACCAGACAGAACUUUGCCAAGAAAAAGAUGAAGAUUGUUACUAAUGACUAUCCAUCCCAUCCAUUCAUCCAUCCAUCCACUCCCACUUUUUCAGGUCCGGGGGUAGUAGAUUUUGCACGGUUACCUAGACUUCCCUUUCCCCAGCCAUGUUGUCCAGCUCUUCCGGAGGGAUCCCGAAGAGUUCCUAGGCCAACCGAGAGACAAAGUCUCUCCAGCGUGUCCUGGGUCAUCCCCAGAGUCUCUUUCCAGUGGGACAUGGCAGUGUGAUGUCCGGGAGGCAUCUGAACCAGAUGCCCCAGCCGCCUCAUCUGGCUACUCUCAAUGCGGAAGAGCGGCAGCUCGACACUAAGCCCCUCCCGGAUUACUGAGCUUCUCACCCUAUCUCUAAGGGAAAGUCCUGACACUCUGCGGAGGAAACUAAUUUCUCCCGCUUCACUCCACACGCUGGACUGAUCCACCUGUUGUUCUCCCGCUCCAUUCUUCCCUCACUUGUGAACAAGACACCAAGAUCCUUGAACUCCUCUACUUGACACAGGAUCUCAUCCCUGACCCAGAGAAGGCACUACAAAUCCACACUGUUGUAACACUUGGAGAAUGUGGUUUGGCGUUGUCAGCUGACAUAAGGAGUGGUAUCCAUGAUGCUUGGAUGGCAGCAUAUGAAGAGUUUGUUUUCAAAACGAGACAUAGGCAUUUUUUUCAGAUUUACGAAACUCGCGCCAAAAUUAUCCAGCUCCGAAUGGAUAAUUUUGGCGCGAGUUUCAUAAAUCUGAAAAAAAUGCCUGUCUCGUUUCGAAAUCAAAGUCUUCAUAUGUUUCUCAAAAAACUGUAUGUACAGUACCUGUCACUGUUCUGGUGCCUUCACUAAGCUAUCCACACAACCCCAUACCAUCAGACAUACAACCUAUCAAACUUUGCGUCUGUAACAGUCCAGAUGGUUCUUUUCCUCUAUGACCCGGAAGACACGAGAUUCACAAAACUAUCUGAAAUGUGAACUAAUUGCACUUUUCCACUUUGCUUCAGUCCAUCAAAGAUGAGCUUGAGCCCAGAAAAGCCAGCGGUACUCCUGUGUGUUGUUGAUAAAUGGCACGUGCUUUGCAUAGCAGAGUUUGAAGUUGUAGUUGUGCAUAUAGCGCUGAAUUGUAUUCACUGAGAUUGGUUUUCUCAAGUGUUCCUGAGCCACCGGAUGAUAUCCUUUACACAUUGAGUUUAGUUUUUGAUCCUUUGCCACCUGAGCGAUAGAAGGUCAAAGUUGGUACUCACAUUUGGCCCUUGCAGCUUCCAUGUGAAGAAUUCUCCCGAUUCUCUGAACCAUUUGAUGAUAUUAUGGACUGUAGAUAGAUGUAAAUCCCUAAAUUCCUUGCAAUUUUACAUUGAGGAACUUUUCUACAAUUUUCUCACACACUUGUUCACAACGAGGUGAACCUCACCCCAUUCUUUGCUUGUGAAUAACUGACCAAUUCACCAAUGCACCUUUUUCCCCAAUCAUGGCACUCACCUGUUUCCAAUUAGCCUGUUCACCUUGGGGAUUUUCCAAAUUUUUGAUGAAUACUACUCAGGUUUCUGUCUCUUCUGCUACCUGUCACAUCUUUUUUGGAAGAUGUUGUACCCACAAAAUUCCAAGUUCCUGAUUAUUUAGUAAAAACAAAAGUUUAUCAGUUUAAACAUUAUCUUGUCAUUGCAGUGCAUUCGAUUAAAUUGAACAUGAUUUGCAAAUCAUUGUGUUCUGUUUUUAUGUUUAACAAACACCCCAACUUCAUUGGAAUUGGGUUUGUAUUAGUUUUGGAAUAAUUCAACGAUGCUUAAUUUUACUAA
This is a messenger RNA of Syngnathoides biaculeatus (alligator pipefish), 5913 nucleotides long. It is a transcript of the gene enpp2, whose product is annotated as ectonucleotide pyrophosphatase/phosphodiesterase 2. Gene Ontology annotation, molecular function: polysaccharide binding; scavenger receptor activity; alkylglycerophosphoethanolamine phosphodiesterase activity. Lineage: Eukaryota; Metazoa; Chordata; Actinopteri; Syngnathiformes; Syngnathidae. The record is from RefSeq and is a predicted model, not a curated record. The coding region runs from base 171 to 3077 and encodes 968 amino acids. Gene Ontology annotation, biological process: phosphatidylcholine catabolic process; immune response. The transcript is spliced from 24 exons.